UUUAAAUCUAGUUACAUUAAGGGUUUUAUGUUGGCUGCUUUGCGACAUGCGUGAUUCACUUCUUCUCACACCUCACUUUUGACAGUUUUUCAUUUCGGCGAGUUUUGUUAAGUAAAAAAUUAAAAUGUUUGGUGGUGGCCGUGCUCCUAUUGUUGUUUUAAGCAAUAACACAAAGCGUGAGAGUGGAAGAAAAGUUCAGCUGGAGAAUAUAAAUGCCGGAAAGCAAAUCGCCGACGUGAUAAGGACAUGUUUGGGGCCACAAGCCAUGCUGAAAAUGUUGAUGGACCCGAUGGGGGGUAUCGUGAUGACGAACGACGGUAACGCCAUCUUACGUGAGAUUACUGUACAACACCCGGCCGCCAAAAGUAUGAUCGAAAUCGCACGCACACAAGACGAAGAAGUGGGCGAUGGUACCACUUCAGUUAUCGUACUGGCUGGGGAAAUGUUGGUGGCCGCCGAACAAUUCUUGGAGCAACAGAUGCACCCCACAGUCAUCAUCAGGGAGUACAAGAAAGCUCUAGAAGAUAUUGUAACUUUAUUAGAGGGGCCUUUAAGUGUGCCUGUGGACAGGAACGAUAAGGCGGCCGUUGCGCAGGUCGUUAGGGGUUGCAUCGGCACCAAAUUCAUCUCCAAGUGGGGGGAUUUGGCGGUUAACAUCGCUUUGGACGCCGUCAACACGGUUUUGCUCGAAGAGAACGGCAGGACCGAGGUGGACAUCAAAAGGUACGCCAAAGUCGAGAAGAUACCCGGCGGGUCUAUCGAGGAGUCUCAGAUUAUGAAAGGUGUUAUGAUUAAUAAGGAUGUUACCCAUCCCAAGAUGAGGAGGUACAUUAAGAAUCCGAGGAUUAUGUUGUUGGAUUGUUCUUUGGAGUACAAGAAGGGAGAGUCUCAGACCAAUGUUGAAAUAUCUGGACAAGAGGACUUCACUCGGCUUCUGGAGAUCGAAGAGGAGCACGUGCGUCGCCAGUGCGACGACAUAAUCGCGCUCAAGCCGGACGUCGUGUUCACCGAGAAGGGCGUGUCCGACUUGGCGCAGCACUUCCUGCUCAAAGCCGGCAUCACUGCCAUGCGCAGGCUGCGCAAGUCCGACAACAACCGCAUCGCGCGCGCGUGCGGCGCCACCGUCGUCAACAGGACAGACGAGCUGCAGGAGUCCGACAUCGGCACCGGGGCGGGGCUCUUCGAGAUCAAGAAAAUGGGCGACGAGUACUUCUGCUACGUUACCGAAUGCAAGAAUCCCAAGGCUUGUACCAUUCUUUUGAGAGGCGCCAGCAAAGAUAUUCUAAACGAGACCGAACGUAACUUGCAAGAUGCGUUACAAGUAGCCAGAAAUAUCGUUCUCUCCCCCAGGUUGGUACCUGGAGGUGGUGCUAUUGAAAUGGCCGUGUGCCAAAAGUUGCUAGGAAAGGGAACCUCCGGACCGUACACCGCUUUGGCGCAUGCUUUAGAAAUUAUUCCACGUACUUUGGCGCAAAACUGCGGCGCCAACACCAUCAGAACUCUGACGGCUUUGAGGGCCAAGCACGCGAAUCACACGGACGCCAGCGCCCCCUGCACCUGGGGAAUCGACGGGGAAACCGGGGAGCUCGUGGAGCAAGGCAAGAAGGGUUUGUGGGAACCCCUGGCUGUCAAACUGCAGACAUACAAAACAGCUAUCGAAACUGCCAUUUUAUUGCUGCGAAUUGACGAUAUCGUGUCCGGUUCUAAGAAGAAGGGGGGCCAGGAGCCACCCACACCCAGCCAAAUGGCACAGCAACCCCAGGAGUAGAGAGUAUUAACACUUUUUAAUUAUUUUAUAAUUAUUAAUGUGUUCAUUUCAAUUUCAAAUUGGUUUAUCAUCAAUUUAGCUUUAUUAAUCACUUAAUAUUUAACCGUCACUUUGUAUUCACCUAUUUUGCUAAUAAACAAUUAUUUUAAAGUG
This is a messenger RNA of Brassicogethes aeneus, 1921 nucleotides long. NCBI's taxonomy places the organism in Eukaryota, Metazoa, Arthropoda, Insecta, Coleoptera, Nitidulidae. The record is from the annotation of a GenBank genome assembly.